AGGACUUGAACCGGCGCCCAUAUGGGAUGCCAGCACUGUAGGCGGUGGUUUUACCCGCUAAGCCACAGAGCCGGCCCCCAAAUAGUAUUUAAAAUUUAUGUGACCGGCUUUUACAACUCUAGCUUCAGGUGCUUUUCUUUGUUCCUCUCCCCCAGACUCCGCUGAAUUUUGCAGGGUACUGAUCUUGAUAGUCGCGCUGGCAGGACAGGAACUACAUUGCCCAGAAUGCUGUGCGCCCAGCCUACGAACGUUUUGACCAAUGAAGGCCUAAAAGACUUCCGCGAGUGCGCACAGCCUUGGGGCGGGACUUCCGGCGCGCUAGGCUGGGCGAUCGUUUUGCUGGUUUCUGAUUUGGUUAGCCCAGCGCAGGUCGCAGCCUGGUGCAGACCCUAGUAGCUGGAGCGCAAAGGGGUUAGGGCAGGCGUUUCUCCCCGCUGCAGACGGAACAGACGUGAGGUUCGGUGUGAGCGGCGCCCAUUCGCUCCCAGACUCUCCGGCCUUGGCGCUUCCCGAGGUCCCAGUCUGCCCGCAGCCUCUGUGGCAGCGGCCAAGAUGGUGAAAUCGCCCGGGGUGAGUGCUGCCGGCUCCAGAUCCUCACCCAGAGCUUCCCGUGGCAGCUGAGGGCUUUGUGGAACCGUCACAGGGCCAGGUGACCUUUGAGGAUGUCGCUGUGCACUUCUCCCAGGAGGAGUGGGGGCUCCUUGAUGAAGCUCAGAGGUGCCUGUAUCACAGUGUGAUGCUGGAGAACUUUGCACUUACAGCCUCGCUGGGGUGCUGCCAUGGAGUACAGGCUGAAGCAGCCCAUCCUCGGCACACUGCUUCCCUAGAAGUAGUGCCUCGGGCCAGGGCUCCAGAGCCUGGUCCAGCCAUCCCCAAACCUCAUCCCUGUGAGAUGUGUAUCCUAGUCACGAAAGACAGCUUGUUCCUGGCUGCGCACCAGGGAGCACUUCCUGGGCAGAAACCAGACACUUGUGUGACAAACAUGAUCUUGCCUGUGAGUAACUGCGAAGUCCCUAUCUCAGAAAACCCUUUCACAUGCAAAGACGUUGAGAAGAAUUUUCUGGCCAGCAUGGGCCUUCAGCACCUGACUAACCGCAGUAGUGGGUAUCCGCCUGUAAGCAGGGAGACCUUUCAGAAGGAGCAAAGGCACUGCAAAUGGAGCAACCAUGAGAGAGCUCACAGUGCAGAAAGAGCUUAUGAACGCAGUGAAUGCGAGAAGUCUUUGAACUCCAGUGAUUCAGAUGUGAAGCACCACAGAACUCACAAUGGAGAAAAGCCUUAUGUGUGUAACAUGUGUGGGAAAUCAUUCCUCCACAAACACACGCUGACAGGGCACCAGCAGAGAAUCCACACCGGAGAACGGUCUUACGUGUGCACUGAAUGUGGGAAGUCCUUGAGUUCCAAAUACUCACUUGUUGAGCACCAGAGAACUCAUAACGGAGAAAAGCCUUAUGUGUGCAAUGUAUGUGGGAAGUCAUUCCGCCACAAACAAACGUACGUUGGGUAUCAGCAGAGAAUCCACACUGGAGAAAGGCCUUAUGUGUGUGUUGAAUGUGGGAAAUCUUUUAUUCAGUCCUCUGACCACGUCCGACACCAGAGAAUUCACAGUGGAGAAAGGGCCUAUGAGUGCAGUGACUGUGGGAAAGCCUUCAUCUACAAACAGUCACUUCUUGACCACCAGCGAAUCCAUACUGGAGAGCGACCUUAUGAGUGCAAGGAAUGUGGGAAAGCCUUUAUCCACAAGAAGAGACUCCUGGAGCACCAGAGAAUUCACACCGGAGAGAAACCAUACGUGUGCCCCAAGUGCGGCAAGGCCUUUAUUCGCUCAUCUGACUAUAUUCGACACCAGAGGAUACACAGUGGGGAACGGGCUUAUGCAUGCAGUGACUGUGGGAAGUGCUUCAUCUGCAAACAAUCGCUUCUGAAGCACCACAAGAUUCACACUAGGGAAAGACCUUACGAGUGCAAGGACUGUAGGAAAUGCUUCUACCUUGAGGCUAAACUUCUUCAGCACCAGAGAAUCCAUGCGAGACAACAAACUUAUGAGUGUUAUGAAUGUGGGAAGGCUUUCAGCCACCAAAACAAGCUUCUUGAGCACCAGAGAAUCCACAGCGGAGAAAAGCCUUGUGAGUGUAGCGAAUGUGGGAAGUGCUUCAGGCACCACACCGGCCUCAUUCAACACCAGAGGGUUCACAGUGGAGAGAGGCCUUACAGAUGCACUGCCUGUGGCAAGUCCCUCAUCUACAAAAACAAACUGAUGGAGCACCAGAGAAUCCACACUGGAGAAAAGCCCUAUGAAUGCAGUCAGUGUGGGAAGACCUUCAACAAACGGUAUUCCCUCGCUAGGCACCAGAAAACUCAUACAAGAGAAAGGCCUCAGUCACUCAUGGGAAGCACUGUCACCAUGGUCACAACUCACCAAAGGCCGAUAUUUCAAGGGCUGCAGACAGGAGCUGAACCUCCUAUCUCAAAGCCAGAGGUUCACCAUGAGAGCUAAGCGCUUGAGAAACUUUCUGCAGCUAACUUGCACUCUACAGUCUGCUUAGCACUAAGCACAUGCUGCCCCAUGUUAUAUCCCCAGCCCUUAAGGGAAUCCUGAAUAAUAGGAACCUUUGGGGGGUCAUAUUCCACCCUGCUGAACUGUUUUCAGACAGACAAGAACCUGCACUGGCCAGAACCAUCUGAGUUCUGCUGGCUUGGAGGUUUUUGCUGUCUUCGUAGAUACCAUUUGUGUGAUUAAUGUUCCCUAUUUCAAAUCACCUGAGGGAAACAGCCUGUCUCAGUAUGUACUGAUAAAUACCUGACUGUUCAGGCCAUUUUUAGCCUUGGUGGGGGCACAUGUACCAUGCAGGAUCGGUUUGGAACUGAAUUGUGCUCUGCCGCUGUGAAGGGGGAACAGCUUUGGUGGGUUAGUCUUCAUGUGGCUCGAUGGCACCCUAUGCAUCAGAAAAUAAUCCUUAGUCUUGUUAUAAUUUUCCUUGCUGACUUGGGCCUCCUAGGCAAGACUGCAGGGCCGGGCGAUCCUAACUGUACGGUGUGGAUGACAUGUAUUUCUAAGGGGCUCUGUGUGAGUUUUGUUCCCAGUGAUACUCUGUGUACCUGGCACACUUCAUGGGAAGCUAUUUCCCAAGUCCUUUCCAAGUACAGGAUUUGGUAGGCAGUUUGUGAGACUGACAGGGGCCAGGUACAAUGUGACUUAUUGGCUCAGAGGUCCCUGUAGUAAAUGGGGAGUGGAGAAGAUUGCAGCUAAGCGCAUCCAGAAAGAGCCAUCUUACUCUGGCUUUACACUUUGGAGGUACAGACAGAUCUCAGCAGGCUUAGAUGUUUCUUCUGUGGUCAGUUACUGUCAGCAUAAACAUCUUAGGGACUCAGAACUUUUGCAGACUGUUUUGAGUGCUGUACAGGCAGGAAAGCAGUUUGAAGGCAGACAGGUCUAUCAUCAAAGUAUGAUGACACUUCAAAGUGUAUGGAAAAUGCAUAGUAUAAAAACUAUGGGUUUCAAAAUAUUUUUGCUCCAAAAUCAACAUCUUUUAAUUGUAUCCGUGAACUUUUGUGAAGUGCCCUUGUGUGUGGUUUUAAGACUAAAAUUUCUUAAGUGUCUCAGAUGGGGAUUAUCUUCACUGCUUGCCACUAUUGCUGCCAUGGGAAAGGCUGUCCUUCAUAACUUAUGAAUUUUUAAUUAUAACUAAAUCUUGAAAAAAAAAAGGUGGGGCAUAGAUUUAUAUUUUUGUGUAAACCACUUUAAAAGUUUUAAAACUUUAAAAAUUUCAUUCAUAGUUUUUGUAUUUUCUCAAGUAAUCUUGAUACGUCUUAUAUUCAAAAUGUGUGUAUACUUCGUUUGUCUUCAUUUGCUACAUUUAAUGUUUUUCAAAGAAUUUGGAUGAAGUCUAAGAAGUAUGUCUAAUUUAAAGAUAUUAAGUAGCUCUUAAGGAUCUAAGCCCUAAAUGCCACAACACCUAGGUUAUAGAAAACAAAACUUGUAAUAGCAUCAAAUGUAGUGAUACCAGGGUACUUUAAAAAGUCUGCAGAAAUUUUGGAUGAAAACGUUUAUUUUGGUGCAAAAACACUGAAAUCCAUGCAAGCUGUUCUCAAAAUAUGCAUUUUCUAUAAGCUUUUUGAAGACUCCUUGAAUAUAUUUUACAAGUACACAAAAACAAACUUUUAAUUCCAUUUUCCAUGAACUUUUAAAAGUAUCCUUGUGUAUAACAUAAAGAAGAUACAUUCUCAGAAAACUAAAACAUCACCGGCAAUCAUGUCUAAAUAAGACGACGGGUUUUAGAGCACUUAUUAUGUCCUGUUAAAGGUCUAGGCAUGUUAGGACAAUCUGCACAUUAGAAACUGCGGAGAAAUGGUUUUGACCUGUACUGGUAGCUUGUGUUUCAAGAAGCAAAAGUGGGUAAGCUACAUGGACAGCUAGCACAGCUAAAGCAAAAUGGGGAGAAGCCCUCACUGGAUACUUAAGCCAUGGUAGGGAACAAAGAUGUGAGAAAACAUGCAUUCUUACAAGAGGGUGUUUUGCUUCUCGUGGUAGAAGAGGUAGCUCAAGGACAAUAGCCUGGAAUCUCGCCAGCUGAACUACAUGAAACAAACCUGUGGAAGACCUGGGUCUCCCUAACCAACAGAACUUCACGAAUUCAGAAUGCAGUUCACACAAGCUGCAUUGCCUCAUGAAUACAGAUAUGUCAAUAAUACAAUUAGGAUUGGGCAUCGGUUUCACUUCAGAUUUGCUGAGGAAGAAGGGUAUUAAACAUGCCACAAUGGGAACCGGCUAUGUUCAUAUCCACAAGGGACUUGGAAUCCACACUUUCCAGGGACUUUAAAUCUGCAAGACUUUAAACCCCAGGACUCAGUAUAUGUGCAAGUGCCAGAGGAAGAUACUAUAAUUCUGAUAUAUAAUUUUUGUAACCUAUUUGUUGUAGUACUUGUGAACUUGGCAAGGAUAGUCUGACAAGCCUAACAAAACAGUGUCAUUGGCAGCACUGAAAUAUAAAAUGUAACAAGUCCUUGAUGCAGCAGACAGCCACACAGGUAAUGACCACAGCUUUUGCAUAAAAGUAUACUAAAUAGUUUGGCUCAUUUAAGAUUUAUUUGAAAGGCAGAGUUACAGAGAAGCUGAGGCAGAAAAAGAGGUCUUCCAUCCACUGGUUCACUAUUCCCCAGAUGGCUACAACGGCUGGAGCUGCACUGAUCCAAAGCUAGGAGCGAGCUUCCCUGGGGCUGUCAGGUGAAGGGGGCCAAGGACUUGAACCGUCUUCCACUGCUUUCCCAGGCCAUAGCAGAGAGCUGGAUCAGAAGUGGAACAGCCGGGACUCAAACCAGUGCCCAUACCCACUAUGCCACAGUGUGAGUCCCUAGCCCAUUUAUUUUUAAAAAGCUUAUGGAGAAGCCGGUGCCUGUGGUGUAGGGGGUAAAGGUGCAGCCUGCAGUGCCAGCAUCCCAUAUGGGCACCGGUUCUAGUCCUGGCUGCUCCACUUCUGAUCCAGCUCUCUGCUAUGGCCUGGGAGAGCAGUGGAAGAUAGCCCAAAUGCUUGGGCCCCUGCAGCCACAUGGGAGACCCAGAAGCAGCUCGUGGCUUCAGACCGGCUCAGCUCCGGUUGUUGUGGCCAUUUGAGGAGUGAACCAGAAGAUGGAAGACCAAUCUGUCUUUACCUCUCUCUUUCAAAAAAAAAAAAAAAAAAAAAAACAAGAGAUGGCAGAGAAUUCCAUAACAGUCAGAGGCCUAUUUUCCACAGGCCAUUUCUUACAAGUGACAGGAUUCAGGAACAAGAAAACCAGGACGGAUGACCUUCAGGCAUAGUGGAGCACAACGGAGCUGACAAACAGUGAAGCUGUGACAUGAUAUAUCUUGUCAUCCUUCCGCAGGAACAAGGACCUCACUUCCCUUUCCCACUGUGGCAUUAAGCGCAGCCAGAUCUAUAAGAAAGUACGGUCACGAGAGGGCAGCAGCUCAGGCUCUCCUGUCCUCUUCAUCUGUACCCACAGUCCCAAGGCAGCCUGACUGCCAGAGAAAACUCCAAUCUUGAUUAACACUUCUCCACUGUGUGAUUUUCGGGAGUUCAUUUCAUUUCUUCCUAAAUUUCUGUGUCAACACAAUAAUAGUUCCCCUGUCAACAGGUUAAGAACUAAAGGGAUAAUGUUUAUAAAGCAAACACCAGGAGUCUGGCUCACUCGGUGUUCCUUGUGUUUGUUACUUUUGUUAAUUCCCUCACCACCAUGAAAUAAACGCCACCAUCCCCUCCACUCUAGUUAGCUAUCUUUGAGGUAGGCAGCUCCACACCACUGCCCAGGGUCCCCAGUCAGACAACAGCGAUGGGGUCUGACUGUGGUUCUCUCAGGUCAAGGGUCUGCGGGAACCAUAAGCACCACCACCGAGAAUCCACAGCAAUGGGACGUGAGUCACUUCCAGCAACUGUUGCUGUGAAGUCCACCUUGGCCAUUCCCGACCUCUGAGCACUCGAGCAAGAGGUGGAGCUGUGCUCACCCACCGUGCAGAGCAGCGUCCCCAGGAGUGCCGUCCACCUGGGGAGUGGAAGGACCCUGACCUGCUCCUCCUGAACCCUGGGCCCAUGGGCCUUGCUCCUCUGUGUCCUACAAUUCCGUGUUGCUGAGGCAUGGAUCCCUUAGGGACCAGGGAAUUCAAGUGGGUGAGGACAGUGGCGAACAGCAAGCACUGCACCAUCCGGUCAUGUCUGUCCUGGACAAGAGUGUGGCUGGUGAACAUCCAAUAAGCGACCUAAGUGUUGCUCUCAGAGAACAUCACAGCAGGUGAAGCCCUUGCCACCAAUAAGGCCUACUCGUGCCUCCUGGAACAAGAAAGAAUCCUUGCUGCUGCCGCAAGUUUCCCUCCAGCUGGGGCACCCUGCCCUCUGCCUCCCUUCUCUCACCUCCUCCCUGAGCUCGCCUGCAGGAAGGAGGCCUGCUCACUGCAGGUGUCACUCACAGGCUGCCUCACGCCCCUCUGAGUAGACAGUAGUGAAAAACAGACUCUGGGGGUCAGUGUUGUGACCCAGAGGGUUAAGCCACCACUUGGAAUGCCCCUAACCUAUGCUGUAGUUCUGGUUUAAGUUCUGGCUACACUACUUCCAAUCCAGCAUCCUCACGCAGUUGGGAAGGCAGCACAUGAUCCCCAAGCACUUGGCCCAUCAGCCAUAUAAGGGGCCCCGAUGGGUUUCCUGGCUCUGGCUUCAGUCUGGCCCAGCCUUGGCCAUUGCAUCUGCGGAGUGAACAAAUGGAUGGAAAAUCUGUCUCUCCUGCUCUGUUGCUAUGCCUUUUAAAUAAAUCCGUUUCAACAUACUGGGUUUUGACUUUGUUUUUUGAGAGCCAUGUGACCCUGACCAGGUAACUCACUGAGCUUCGAGUUCCUCUUCUGGACAGCAGGAUAAAAUAACCUAUCAGGAGGGAGAGAGGAAAUGCAAUGUUUCAUCAUCUCAAGGGUUCUGCAACAGCCAGGUACUACAAUGGGGUUCUUUUGAAAAAGUUUUACUUAUAUUUGAAUGGCAGAGCAAGAGAGAGACAAAAAGAGAAAGAAAAAAGAAAGUCUCUUCUAU
Lepus europaeus (European hare) is the source of this 7547-nucleotide messenger RNA. Its product is annotated as zinc finger protein 549-like. The coding region runs from base 737 to 2497 and encodes 586 amino acids. The record is from RefSeq and is a predicted model, not a curated record. Lineage: Eukaryota; Metazoa; Chordata; Mammalia; Lagomorpha; Leporidae. Gene Ontology annotation, biological process: regulation of DNA-templated transcription. The transcript is spliced from 4 exons.